AUGGGCGGCAAGGAGUCCAAAGCCUCCGACAACACCGCCAAUGUGAUAAACACAGUGGAAGUCCUCGAUUACAAAGAGGAGAGUGCAGCAUACCCUGGAGUUCAUCUCUGUCAUAUUAAUGAGCUGGGGAAGAUGCAGCAUUCCCCCAGGAAGAGUGCCCGGCUGAACGGAGGGGAAGCCACCCCUAUAACAACAGUAAGUCAGAAGCCAGCCAGUAGUGGAGCAGGAACUCGGACGCGGGUGAACAUCACGGCGGCGUCGAUUCCUUGCCCGGCCACUACGGUGACUACAGUAGCUUCCCAACCUAGAAGUACUGCUGUCACAGCUGCGAGUUCAGUACCGGAGGUGAACCAGCCCCUUGCGUUGGAACUCAUGGAGAGGAUCGCAGCGUUGGAGAGGGAGCUGGAGAAGGCUAGAUCCCUGGAAAGUGCACUGCGCAGCCAGCGCAUGGACUCGUGCUACCGGGGUGAGCAUCCACAAUGCGGCCACAGCAUCGCCACUUGUCGGAUCCUACGCCGCGACGACGCCGAGUGGAAUCCAGGGAGCAUAUGGGCCAAGGAAGCUUCCGGACUUGCCUAUAUUUGGAGGGCAGCCCGAGGAGUGGCCGAUCUUCAGCUGUGCGUUCGCGCUAAGGAUGAAGCGCGCGAGGCAGUGAAGGCGCUAUUGAUUCAUCCAGGGAAUGUCAGCGCCGUGAUGGAGCAGCUGCGCUUUAGGUUCGGCCGACCGGAGCAGCUUAUAGGCAGCCAGCUCAACAACGUGCGAGAGGUGCAGCCAAUUUCGGAGCACAAUUUGGCGAAGAUCAUUCCCUUCGCAACCCGAGUGAGUAACCUCGCGGCCUUCUUGCAGUCAGCGAAGGCGGAGCAGCACCUGGGGAACCCAACCCUAAUGGAGGAGCUUGUGGCCAAUCUGCCAUCGAGCAAGCGAGUGGACUGGGCCAGGCAUGCUGCAACGAUUGCGCCCUUUCCCACUGUAGUCCACUUCAGCGCGUGGCUACAGGAGUACGCAAACGUGGUGUGCACGGUUUUGGACGUCGAGGGAAAGGAGCCGAGGCGUCGACUUCUACAUGCAAGCGUCGACCAUAAUGAAUGCGAUCAACAGGAUGAUCGGCAUGGAGGUUGUCCCAUCUGUGGAGGACAGCAUGGAAUAUUGAACUGCAGAGAAUUUAUUGGAGCUUCGCCACAGGAAAGGUGGAGCAAUGUGAAGAGGCAUCGGCUCUGCUUCAAUUGCCUGCGAAGCGGGCACACGGCUAGAUCCUGCUAUACGCAAGGUGAGUGCCAGAUUAAUGGAUGCCGAAGGGAGCAUCACCGUCUGCUACAUGGUGCGGACGAGGAGCGAAGCCCGCUGCAGCGAGGUGGCUUCAGACGCCACGAAGGGAACCAGCAGCCAGCAGUUUCCAGACGCAGCCCGGCCAGGAGGCCUUCGCUACGAGAUGGUCACAGGGACCAGGAGAGGAACCGGCAGCCAGCCGUUCCCAGCAACAGCCUGGAGAGAGGAGCUCCGCAUGAAGCGGGAGCACCCAUGCAGAGGAAUUUGAGCUGCGUUGACGCCGAAGGAGGCCGUCUACUGUUCCGUAUACUGCCGUUUACGCUGUACGGAGCGGGGCGAAAGGUGGAUACGUAUGCGCUCCUAGAUGAGGGAUCCUCCGUCACGAUGAUCGAUGACGAGCUACGAAGGGAUCUUGGAGUGCAAGGAGAGCGUCGGCAGCUAAAUAUCCAAUGGUUUGGAGUUUGCCGAUGCAGACAUAGGCGACGAGAUGUCCAGGGCGUGCACAGGGAUGCGCGUCUGCCGAUGAAGCCUUACAGCAACGUGGUGCCGAAGCUGCUCAUCGGCCUGGAUCACGGACAUCUGGGGUUGCCACUUAGGACGAGGCGGUUCGCUCGAGAGGGAUCAUAUGCGGCCGCAACCGAGCUGGGCUGGGUUGUGUUUGGGCCUGUAAGUGGGCAACCGACCACGCCGUCACCGAGGUCCUGCCUACUUGCCGUGUCAGUGGAUGACGCGAUGGAAAAGAUGGUGGAGGACUACUUCGACAUGGAGAACUUUGGAGUGAAGCCCGCGCCGCCGGUCGCAGCCAGCGACGAUGUUCGGGCCCAAAGGAUACUCGAAGACACCACGGUGAAAGUGGGGCGUCGCUACCAGACGGGGUUACUCUGGAAGGACGACCACGUUGUGCUGCCACCGAGCUGUGAGAUGGCGUACAGGAGGCUGGUCAACGUCGAGAAGAAGAUGAAGCGCAACAAGCCGUUGGCGCAGGAACACGAUCGGAUUAUAAAGGAUUACGUGUCUAAAGGAUACGCGAGGAGGCUGCAGCCAGAGGAGGUCGCGGUAAGGAGCGAUCGCCUAUGGUAUUUGCCACAUUUUGGUGUCGAAAACCCAAACAAGCCCGGCAAGGUACGGCUUGUGUUUGAUGCUGCAGCCAAAGUUGGAGGAACCUCGCUAAACUCGGAGCUGGACAAAGGGCCUCAGCACUAUAAGCCUUCGCCAGCUGUGCUCUUUCAUUUCAGAGAGGGAGCCGUCGGAGUCUGCGGUGACAUCAAGGAGAUGUUCCACCAAGUGCUGAUCCGACCCGAGGAUAGAUGUUCCCAACGAUUCCUCUGGAGAGAUGGCGACGACGAGAGAGACCCGGAUGUCUAUGAGAUGCACGUAAUGACGUUUGGAGCAGCCUGUUCGCCGAGCGCUGCGCAUUACGUGAAGACUAUGAAUGCCCUGAAGUAUCGGGAUUCGGAUCCGAGAGCGGUCAAGGCCAUCACCGACUACCAUUAUGUCGAUGACUAUGUGGACAGUUUCGCUACAGAGAGCGAGGCUAUCAGCGUAUCUACCCGAGUGAAGGAGCUACACAAGGAUGCUGGAUUCGAAUUAAGCCAGUUUUCAUCCAGCUCACCCACCGUGGAGACGGCUUUAGGACCUGGUCGAGUCAAGAGCGUCGGAUGGGGUGAGGCUGAAGAGAAAUCCUCGGAUUGCGUUGGCAACGAAGCUGCUGCUGCGAGAGAUUUGGAGGCAGAAGAUCCAGUGGGACGAACCACUACCGGAGGAGUUAAGCAAAGCCUUUGCGAUUUGGCGCAAAGAGAUGGACGCCGUGAGACAGUUCCGAUGUCCGUGUGGUCAUCACGUGUGGUCAUCACGGACCUGGUGUUAUGGACGGACUCUAAGACGGUGCUGAGAUGGAUCGGCAGCACCCACCGCCGGUAUAAGCAGUUUGUUGGCAACCGAGUGGCGGAGAUUUUGGAGUCGUCGAAGGUUUCCCAAUGGAGAUGGGUGCCUACAGCCGACAAUGCGGCUGACGAUGCGACGCGGUCGCAGAAAGGAGUCGACCUUAGCCAGGAAUCAAGGUGGCUAAGAGGACCUGCAUUUUUGAGGCAGCCAGCAGCCAGCUGGCCGGGGCCUGAGGAAGGAACUGAGCGUGUUCCAGAUGCCCCUGAUGAAGAAGAGAUGCCCUGUGAGUUUGCAUUAGUUGCGGCAGACGAUUUUGUUAUUCCGUUUCAGAGAUUCUCGAGCUUCAGUCGCCUGGUGAGGACCACAGCCUGGGUCCUACGGUUUGAGCGCGUUUUUAAUUGUCCAGCGAACCCGUCUGAGGGCGGAGUUUGGGAGCGCAUGGUGCAGUACGUCAAGAGAGUACUGCGUCAUACCCAGGAUACGCCUGGAUUGGAUGCGGAGCUGCCCAAGGAGGGUUCUACGAGGAAGCAGUGGAGGAUUGCUCGCCUGCUACGAGACCGUUUCUGGAGGAGGUGGGUCAUGGAGUACCUGCCUACGCUUGUGCGCCGCGAGAAGUGGUGCCGCCGAACGGAGCCCAUCCACCAGAGUGAUAUGGUCUUCGUCUGCGAUCCUGCCUUGGCCCGACGAGAGUGGCGCAAGGGCAUCGUGGAGGAGAUCUACAGCGAAGCUGAUGGAGUCGUCAGACGCGCUAAGGUGCGCGUGAACGACAACGGCCUAUCUAGGACAAUGAUGCGACCCGUCUCUAAACUUGCAGUUUUGGAUUUGAGAGAAGCGGUUCUUCACGGGGUCGGGGAUGUCGCGGAUCGAAUGUUGUUAUCGAUAGGCUAG
This is a messenger RNA of Drosophila teissieri, 4038 nucleotides long. RefSeq lists its product as uncharacterized. The record is from RefSeq and is a predicted model, not a curated record. Lineage: Eukaryota; Metazoa; Arthropoda; Insecta; Diptera; Drosophilidae. Gene Ontology annotation, molecular function: nucleic acid binding; zinc ion binding. Bases 1 to 4038 code for a protein of 1345 amino acids. The transcript has 6 exons.